GCAGCCGCGCAGAAAGCAGCACAGCCGGGAGAACGUGCAGUCCUGGGAGGAGAGGCAGAGAGACCGAGCCACUGCCUGACACCGAUGGCUUCCCCACUGCUGCCUCCAGCCCCCGUGCGUCCUGCCUGCUCAUCCUUCCCAGUGUUCAAGAAGGCAAGCCCCAAUGGAAAGCUCACCGUCUACCUGGGAAAGCGGGACUUUGUGGACCACAUCGACCUUGUGGACCCUGUGGAUGGUGUGGUCCUCGUGGAUCCUGAGUAUCUCAAAGAGCGGAGAGUCUAUGUGACACUGACCUGCGCCUUCCGCUAUGGCCGGGAGGACCUGGAUGUCCUGGGCCUGACCUUUCGCAAGGACCUGUUUGUGGCCAACGUGCAGUCCUUCCCACCGGCUGCCGAGGACAAGAAGCCCCUGACGCGGCUGCAGGAGCGCCUCAUUAAGAAGCUGGGCGAGCACGCCUACCCGUUCACCUUUGAGAUCCCUCCGAACCUCCCCUGCUCUGUGACGUUGCAGCCAGGGCCUGAAGAUACCGGGAAGGCCUGUGGCGUGGACUACGAAGUCAAAGCCUUCUGCGCGGAGAACCUGGAGGAGAAGAUCCACAAGCGGAAUUCUGUGCGCCUGGUCAUCCGGAAGGUUCAGUAUGCCCCAGAGAGGCCUGGCCCGCAGCCCACAGCGGAGACCACCAGGCAGUUCCUCAUGUCGGACAAGCCCUUGCACCUAGAGGCCUCCCUGGACAAGGAGAUCUACUACCAUGGAGAACCCAUCAGUGUCAACGUCCACGUCACCAACAACACCAACAAGACAGUGAAGAAGAUCAAGAUCUCAGUGCGCCAGUAUGCCGACAUCUGCCUUUUCAACACUGCUCAGUACAAGUGCCCUGUGGCCAUGGAAGAGGCUGAUGACACGGUGGCACCCAGUUCGACAUUCUGCAAGGUCUACACUCUGACCCCCUUCCUGGCCAACAACCGGGAGAAACGGGGCCUGGCCCUGGACGGAAAGCUCAAGCAUGAAGACACGAACCUGGCCUCCAGCACCCUGCUGCGGGAAGGAGCCAACCGCGAGAUCCUGGGGAUCAUCGUCUCCUACAAAGUGAAAGUGAAGCUGGUGGUGUCUCGGGGCGGCCUAUUGGGAGACCUUGCGUCCAGCGACGUGGCUGUGGAACUGCCCUUCACUCUAAUGCACCCCAAGCCCAAAGAGGAGCCCCCCCAUCGGGAAGUUCCAGAGAACGAGGCUCCAGUAGAUACCAAUCUCAUAGAACUUGACACGAAUGACGACGACAUUGUGUUUGAGGACUUUGCCCGCCAGAGACUGAAAGGCAUGAAGGAUGACAAGGAGGAGGAGGAGGAUGGCACCGGCUCUCCGCAGCUCAAUGACAGAUAGACGCCGCCCUCCCCAGCGGCCCCAGGUCGACUCUCCUGCACUAGGGUGCUUCCUCAUCUCCUUCCUGUCCUGGUUUCCCCUCCCUUUGUCUGUCCAGUUUCUACCAGGGGGCCCCAGUGGUCUCCCAGGUCACAGUGAUGAGCCUCCGGCCAGGGUUGGCCCCACAUCACCUGCCAGCAGGACCAGUGUGCCGCCUUCACCCCGAUCUCUGCAGUCGCCUCCACACCCCCAUGCUGACUCCCCCGAUGGCCACCACACCUCCGGCCUUGGAAUUUGACUCAAAAUGGGGAGCAGAAGGGGAGGAUGGAGCAUGAGGGGUGCGAUGAUGGGGGGGCGUGAGGGCUCCGAGGGUGAGGAUGAGGGUCAGGGCACAGAAGAUGGCUGCAGUCCUGGCUCUGGCAGCUAAAGGUGUCUGCAUUGAAGCCCAGGCCCCCAACCGAUGGCGAGAUCUCAAUGCCUUUUCAUAAUUUGGACCCACCAAAGACUCCUCCCCAUCCACCCCUGUCCCCAUCCCUGUGUCUGAUAGUGACAUUGGCGAAGGUCUCCCGGGAAUGGAGAACAGCCAGUGGGCUGACUUUCUCACCAGCAGUUACCUAGACUAAGGCAAGCUGUGGGAAUGAGCCCGUAUACUCCAGCACUGUCGGGAUAUGCCAUCUCAGCUGCUCUGCAUUUACGUGUUCGGACCUAUCUGUAUAUAUGUGUACAGGUGGGCAGAGUGGGGAGAGAGCCUUCAGCAAGCACCAGCCCCAGCAGAGUGAAAUGCUUCCGGGGAGGUUUCCUGAAGUGGGGGCUCAAUGGUGGCGAUGGGGGAGAUGAGAAUCUGCCCUGUCCUUCCCUCUGUGAACUUAGGCCAAUUACUCAGGGGAGCAAGGCUGGUGGCCCUUGUGGGUGGAGGCAUCUCCCUACAGUCCUCUCUGUCAGGCCCUACAGGCUGAGCAGAGUUCCUUCUGCAGGGGAGGCAGGGGCCAUUGAGAUGCCUUCACCUAAAGGGAAGGAGGCCGUGGGGCGCCAUGGAUGCCCUUCUUACUUUGGAGAGUUGAUGAUCCCCUGCAGUUCCCAUCAGCUGGUGUCGGUGUGAUAGGUUGACAGGUGAUGAGGUAGAAAGUGUUAAGAGGUGACUUUCUUGUCUGACCUUUGAUGCUAGCUUGCUGUAUGACCUUGAGCAAGUUCUUUCCCCUCUCUGAACCCCAGUUCUCACCUGGAAAACCAUGGAAUUUGACCAGAUGCUCACAGAAGGCUCUCUCAACUCUGGCCUCCAAUAAUUUGUGAACUUUAGAGCUUCUGGUCUGGUAGGCAGAGCCAAAGCUGUUGACCAGCCAGACGGAUUCAUUGGACCUUGAGUGGCAGGGCCCUGCAGAGUGCCUUGUACAUUCCCCAGGCCUGGGAAGGGGCCUCCUUGGGCCCUAGGGGUCACUUGUCUGCUGAGGCUUAGAUGGAGGCUUGUGAUAAGGCCUGCAGUACCUCCUGCCCCUGUGAAUGUGGACCCCUGAGGUUUCCCAAGCAGAUGUCCUGGUUAGCAGGGCAAGGGGAUCUUGACUUAUUUUCUGCUCCUUUCCAUUUCUGUCCCAGGCUUGCCCGAAGAGUGGGACAACGCAGUUUUAUUACACAGGUUGGAUGGCCAUGCUUUCCAGCCCACGCCUCCUGGAAUGGGCUGUGCAACUCUUUUUUGUGGGGAGAUUAGCUCACAAGCCUGGCUCUGCGCCCUCAGAAUCUCACUAGCACUCACCCAGAGGACCCCUAGCCAGGUUAGAAUCAAGUCAGCCACAUGCCCUGGCCAGCCCUGAGGUCCUGGCUGCAGGUGUCCAGCCCCUAUCAGAGCUGGCUGGGCAAUUUACACUCAUCUGGGCAGCCAUGGAGUUGAUGAAUGCUGGAUCAACUCCUGGCAAGCAGAUGUUCUCCGGUGUCUUCCUCUGCAGUUUUCAGGGCUGAUAAGACCCUUUGGCAUUUGGACUAACCAUUCCCCUCAAGCCUCUUCCCCUGUCCCUAACACAUGCACCCAAAAUGUUUCAGGCUAGUUCCUGGAGUUUCUUCCACCUCACCUCAUGCUCACCUUUGGCACCAUCCAGGACUGUCUGUCCAACCCUGCUUGAAGAGGACUGUCUUCUUGCUCCUUGAGCCAGGAGGCAUAGGGCUAAGGUCAGGAGUCGGGAAUUGACCUCGCCAUCCUUUCCAACGAUUUCUCUUUCUGUGCCCAGCACUAGAGAUAUCAAGAUGGCUGUUCUGGCUCCUGUCCUCGGGGAGUCUGUGGUCAGGGGAAAGUUAGGGCAAGUAAGGGGGUGGGGCCAUGGCUCUCAGGGCACUGUGGUUGCUGCUCUCCAUGCAGCCAGGCAGGGGUCCCAGCCCCACACGGCGUGCACAGCUGUGUGAGUGGUGCACAGGUUGGAUUUCAGCGCUGCUUGCCCCUUAGCCAGGCACCCUCCUCCACAGCCUCAUGCUACAGCCCUAUGGGACGUGCUGGCCAGAGUGUUUCCUUGGGCUUCUUCUGGAAGAGGAAGGGCCCAGGUCAUCCUUCCAGGCCCCUGAUCAUCUCAUCCCCCUAGUCUAGCCUCUAACUUGGCCAAGUGCUUCUCUGCAGGGUCCCUCUCCAUUCUGUCCAGGUGAGAUCCUGGAGUGAAGUGGGGGUGGGGAGCCUCACUAGGCCCCAGGCACCAGCCCACAGUAUUGAUUCUUCUGUGCCAAGCAUUUGGGACUUUCCAAUGGGCCUUGGAGGUGGCAUAGAGAGACCAGUCUAGGUAGGAAGGAGGAGAAUGCCUGGGGUGGAAGUCCACCACGCAGAGGGCCAGCUGGACUCUCUUGGCAUUUCAAGCAAGGGCAGAAUUCAAUCCCAUGAAGAUAAAGACUGAGCUGUUUUGCUGCAUCCCUGGACCUCCUUAGCCUCAAAACCUAGGGAGGUUGGAGUGUGGCCUCGGUGGGGAAAUUUGCUGACAUGCUGGUUUCCACAUGAUAUGGUGAAAGGAACCCUGUCCUGGAAGUCCCUAGUGCUGCCUCAGUCCUGCUGUCACCAACCAGGUAGGUGGCCUUGGGCAGGUCAUUGGCUCAGUUCGUUUAACUGUAAAAUGGAACCAUGACCCCUUCCCUGCCUGACUCAGGAAUUGUAAGGCCCAGAUGAGAAGGUAUGUGCUGAGUGUUCAGUGCAUUGCAGAUGGCCGCACGGGGCUCGGGGGUGUGGUCCAAGGUCAUGGGCAGCUGGCUGCAGGCUGAGCCCUCCUCCCACCAGUCUUUGUUUCUUGCCCCUCUGCUCCGGCAGAUGUCAACCAGAACCAAUUUAGCUCUGGUGACCCAGCCGAGAAGGAAAUUCAGACACUAUUCAGAAAGACCAUGCCCAAGAGCAGUGGUCCCAGAAACCAGGACAGAAAGAGAACAUGGAUAUUGUCAGUGAUCAGGGAUAUCUUGGCCCGCUCCUCUCCCCCAGACUGGUGUCACCCAAGUCUUCCACUUCAGAUGCCAAGAAUGAGCUCUGACCCUGAGUUAGGGAGAGCCACUAGCCCCAAGGCCCAAGAAACUGAUUCAACCACUGCAACAUUGAAGACACCCACGGGUGUGUGGAGAGGAAUUGCCUGCUCUUCCCUUCAAAGUAUGAAGCCCCACCCAGGAUCAUGCAGCCACCACAGCUUCUUUGCAACACUUGCAAAGGCUUUGGGCCCAGAGAAAAUUUGGAAGCUGAGCCCUCACUGCUCCAUUCUCCAGGGGGGUUCAUAGCCUAGGAUUUGGGGACUGGACCUUCUCUACCCAUCUGGAGGAAGUGGUUGGACCCCAAUCUUGAACUCUUCUGGGGUCUGAAGAGCAGAGGCCUCUGUUCUGAUAUUUCUUUCUAAGCUCAUAAGGACCAAAAGCAGGCUCUACCUUCAUUCACACAACCCAUGUUGGGCCUGAGAUAGUGCCAUCCCAGCCCAGGCAGCUUCAGCAAGAGGCCCUGCUGAAGGUGGAGCAUCCUCCCCAUCACUCUUCCAACUCAUCAUCCCAAAAGGGAAGUCAAAGCACAGGUCCCCAGGACCCAUAAUCUGUAGAUGCUCUGAUAUAGUGGUUCGCAAACCAGGUGCCGUGGAACCCCUUGUGUUCCAUAGAGCUUUGUCAGGGGCUGCUAAGGUGGGAAAAUGGGGUGGAGGCAAAGGCUAGGUCUCUAGCCCUCUCCCCAUUCCCACUUCCACCAGAACAACUCUGCUUUUAUCUGUCUUGCCUCCUGAGGUUUCACUUUCAAACUUUCUUUUGAAAAGAACACAUCAAACCACUGUUCUGAGGUUUGAUCUUAGACCAGCAAGCACAGGUUUAUUCUUGCUUUUCACAUUGGAAUGACUCCAGCACUCCAGUACGAAGUAUCUGUAUUGGAACUUGGUCACAGACCCAGGCCCAAACAUUUGCUUAUAGACACACAGACAUGCACACAUGCACAUUGGGGGUUUUCUGGCCAACCCUCUGAAGCUCUGGCCUGCGUUUGGUUUAGGUAGGGCCUGGUGCUCAAGGAGAAUGCAUUUGACCCUGGCAUUGGCCCAUAUAGCCUGGGAAGCCAUGGAGUGAGGAGACAUCCCUCCAUCCCCCAGGACUUGUGUCUGCACCCCGUGUGACACCCCACUUCCCUGGCUCAGCUCAUGGCACAACAGGGACAAUUGGGGACGGGGUGAGUCAGACUCAUCCUUUCAUGCAAAGCAAUGGGUGAGAAUUCAGUUUGCAUUGAAACAGGUCAAUAGAGAACUUUACGGCAACAGUCUCUCUUCUGAGGGCCAGAUGGCUCCAGAUCCCUUCUCAGCAGCAAGUUCCCCUUGGAAUUCUAGUAGGAAUCUACUUCCACCUUUGUGGACAACCAAGUGUGUGGAUAAUAGGAGACUCUCCUGCCCUGAAAGAGGCUGCUCCCUACCCACAAUCCCCUGAAUUCACUCCUCACCUGCCUGCCUCUCUGCCUGAGCCCCUCACCAGGGCUCACUGGCUGGUGGGCAUUCUGGUGAGAUAUGGGUCAGCUGUUGGCAUAGAAUCCUGCCAGGACACCCCCACCCAUGGCAUUCUAACUGUACAUGUGCCACUCAGGACACAGCAAGCUACAGCAUGAGGAAAGAGAGACAAUGGUAUAUUAUGUUCAGUUUGGGUGUGACCUCGGUUUCCCCAUGUGCAAAAUGGGGCCAGUGCCAGGCCCUGCCCAUCCAUAGGACUAUUGCAAGAGUCCCUAGGAGAUGUGGAUAAGAGAGGUGGUCAUACAAGGUGCUGGCUUGUGUCGGGGUGGUGCCUGGCAAAUGGGGUAAGGUCCUGGCCUGCACCACACCUCAGCAGAAUGUUUGGCAGCGGGAGUGUAGGCCAUGCCGUCUUCCUGGGCCCUCUGCUCAGAGCUGAGGUCUAGCCUCAACCCUGGGCGGCCUGUUUCCCUACUGAGUGGGAGCCAGUGUGUGUGUGUUUCCUGCGCGUGGGGAGUGACAGUGGCUGGGAUGUGUCUCCCGGUGUGUGGCCUUCUGUUAUGUGAUUAUUUUGUGACAUUCUCAUUCCUGGACCACCUGCCAGGUUUCUCUGUUGUACCUGUGGCAUUCCUUAAUAAGAAUAAGAUAAGUUAUUCUAGUUGAUUUAACUCCAACAAGAGAAACAAUGAACCCUAAGUAGGAGGCCAUUAAAAGUCUGUGGUGACAGAG
Messenger RNA from Tupaia belangeri chinensis (Chinese tree shrew), 6986 nucleotides. It is a transcript of the gene ARRB1, whose product is annotated as arrestin beta 1. Bases 85 to 1377 code for a protein of 430 amino acids. Gene Ontology annotation, molecular function: G protein-coupled receptor binding. Gene Ontology annotation, biological process: negative regulation of Notch signaling pathway; positive regulation of ERK1 and ERK2 cascade; signal transduction. The transcript is spliced from 16 exons. The record is from RefSeq and is a predicted model, not a curated record. Lineage: Eukaryota; Metazoa; Chordata; Mammalia; Scandentia; Tupaiidae. Gene Ontology annotation, cellular component: plasma membrane; cytoplasm; cytosol.